This is a messenger RNA of Phaeoacremonium minimum UCRPA7, 1209 nucleotides long. Its product is annotated as putative duf367 domain-containing protein. The transcript has a single exon. Gene Ontology annotation, molecular function: rRNA small subunit aminocarboxypropyltransferase activity. NCBI's taxonomy places the organism in Eukaryota, Fungi, Ascomycota, Sordariomycetes, Togniniales, Togniniaceae. The record is from RefSeq and is a predicted model, not a curated record. The coding region runs from base 1 to 1209 and encodes 402 amino acids. Gene Ontology annotation, biological process: maturation of SSU-rRNA.
AUGGUCCGACACAAGAAGGAUGGCUUUUCCUCAAGAGGGAAGAAGAACUAUGGCGGGCCACCACGUUCAAGGGGCCAAGGACCCUCUGCGGACUCCGACAAUGUCACCCCGCGCCCCUCGUACAAAGCCGCCUGCUGGGAUCUAGGCCAUUGCGACCCAAAGCGAUGCUCGGGUAAGAAGCUGAUGAAACUAGGCAUGAUGCGCGAGCUUCAUGUUGGCCAGAGACACAACGGCGUCAUCAUAACACCAAAUGGGAAACGGGUGCUGUCCCCGGCUGAUCGGGAACUCAUGGACCAGUAUGGAGCCGCCGUCGUGGAGUGCUCCUGGGCGAGGAUGAAGGAAAUACAAUGGGCCAAAGUGGGAGGCAAGUGUGAGAGGCUGCUGCCCUACCUUGUAGCUGCGAACACUGUCAACUACGGGAAGCCGUGGCGCCUGAACUGCGUCGAGGCUCUUGCCGCUGCGUUCUACAUUUGUGGACACCCGGAUUGGGCCGAGCAGGUCCUUGCACCAUUCUCCUAUGGAAGUGCCUUCCUCGAGAUCAAUUCAAGCUUGCUCAAGAAGUAUGCAGCAUGUGAGGAUGACAAGGCAAUCAAGAAGACAGAAGAAGAAUGGAUGGAGAGAUUAGAGAAGGAGUAUGCGGAGAGUCGUGAGGAGGGAUCAGAUUCAGACCUGUGGAAAGGGGGCAAUGUUAAUCGCCGCCCAGUCCCCGAUUCCGAUGAUGACGAGAAGGAGGAGGAUGAUGAUGACGAUGAAAAUAGCCAGGACGGCGAGGACGGCCAAGAGAACGGCGACGACGACGACGACGCUAGUGUGGAUGGAAUAUACCUCGGCAAGAAACCGCAACCAAAAGAGGAUGAGGUAGAGGAGAAGGAUUCAUAUGCGAUAUCGGACGACAGUGAUGAUGAUGCGGAAAUGGAGGAAAUACGCAGAAAGGUUCUCGCCUCAAAGCCUUUCUCGAAUCCAUCAGACUCAGACCAGAAGAAGGCGCCAGAAACUAUACCCCGACCGCAGCAUCUCCAGGUCGACUCAGAUAUUGAAGCUGAUUCGGAUAAUGGCUCAGAGGAGGACAACGAUUUUGAUAAUAUAAUGAACGCUCAACCCGUUACUGACAGAAUUGGACUGGCUAGGCUUGAGAAGGAGAGAGCACGAGCCACAACUAAUACUCGGACAUUCAUGUCAGCAUCGUUGACAGCCCCAAAGAAGGGCUAG